Molecule: messenger RNA, 1073 nt
Organism: Jatropha curcas
Lineage: Eukaryota; Viridiplantae; Streptophyta; Magnoliopsida; Malpighiales; Euphorbiaceae
Product: Peroxisomal membrane 22 kDa (Mpv17/PMP22) family protein
Cellular component (GO): membrane; cytoplasm
Source: RefSeq, a predicted model, not a curated record
AAACAAGAUAUGCUUAACAACCCUGGCCAAUACAGAAAUGGGAAUUGAUAGCAGAGAAAGUUAAUAAAUGCAAAACUGAAAGUGUUAGGUCGUUGGUCUUUAGUCUUUUCUGCAAUAUGCAAAUGCGCCGCCUAACCUCCACUUGUCGUUAUUUCCAUUUCUCCUGAAAACACUAUUACCCAGUCAAUUCUCUCUCUGUUGGUGUAUAUCCCAUACCCAAUUCGUAUCUCCAAUAUACAAGGGACGGAACUGAUCACAUCAUGUCUGACAUAGCUAAAGAUGCAUGGAGAAAAUAUCUGAUUCAACUUCAGGCCCACCCUCUAAGAACCAAGGCAAUAACAUCUGGGGUAUUAGCUGGAUGUAGCGAUGCAAUUGCUCAGAGGAUUUCUGGGAUCAAAAGGCUUCAGUUGAGAAGAUUGUUUCUUAUGAUGCUAUAUGGCUUUGCUUAUGGAGGACCUUUUGGGCACUUCCUUCAUAAAUUAAUGGAUAUUAUUUUCAAGGGAAAGGACAACAAAACUGUUGCAAAGAAGGUGUUGUUGGAACAAUUAACAUCUUCUCCUUGGAACAAUAUGCUUUUCAUGAUGUACUAUGGCUUGGUAAUUGAAGGAAGACCAUGGGGCUUAGUCAAGAGUAAGGUCCUGAAGGACUACCCCUCUGUUCAAUUGACAGCAUGGAAGUUCUGGCCUAUAGUCGGUUGGGUGAAUCACCAGUAUAUGCCAUUGCAGUUUCGAGUUCUAUUUCAAAGCUUUGUUGCUUCAUGCUGGGCAAUCUUUCUGAAUCUGAAAGCGAGAACAGCUGCAAUCAAGCAGGCAUAGAAUGCAAUGACCUUUUGGAUUUCUUUCUGCAUAUUAAGCCUUAGUACUACAUAUUUUGUUAAAAUUAAAGUUGAAAGAUUAAAUUAUUCUCUACAAUUCGGUAGUAGCACCAAUUUCAUGAGACUUCAUGUUGUUUUGGUACUUGAGAUUAGUUUAAUUUUGUGUUGUGGUUUAUGCGAUACAGCAAAUUACAUAUUGAUAGUAUAAUUUUCGUAUGAUUCAGUAACUUAAUUUCAAGAUUUGUGAAGUGUUUUGAUA